Molecule: messenger RNA, 513 nt
Organism: Penicillium macrosclerotiorum
Lineage: Eukaryota; Fungi; Ascomycota; Eurotiomycetes; Eurotiales; Aspergillaceae
Product: glycine decarboxylase subunit H
Exons: 3
Coding region: 1-513 (170 amino acids)
Biological process (GO): glycine decarboxylation via glycine cleavage system; protein lipoylation
Cellular component (GO): glycine cleavage complex; mitochondrion; cytoplasm
Source: RefSeq, a predicted model, not a curated record
AUGUCCGCUGUUGCUCGCUCCAUUCGCCCCUUUGCUUCCCGGGCCCUUGCCCAGAAGCCUCUCGCUUCCGCCUGCCGUGCUGCGCCUGCUUUCCGCUUCCCGCGGGGAACCCGGAGCUUCUCGCAGAGCCCUCUGGCUCAGGUGAAGAAAUAUACCGAGUCGCACGAAUGGAUCGAGCUCGCUGAGGGCAGCAACACUGCCAAGAUUGGCAUCACCGAGUACGCCGCCAAAUCCCUUGGCGACGUUGUCUUCGUUGAGCUCCCGGAGGUCGACCUCGAGGUCAGCGCCGGUGAGCCUGUCGGUGCCGUUGAGUCCGUCAAGUCUGCCUCCGAUGUGUUGUCUCCCGUGGCUGGUAAGGUCAUCCGUGGCAACAGCAUCUUGGAGGACACUGCCAAGACCAUCAAUGCCAGCCCCGAGGGCGAGGGCUGGAUUGCUGAGAUCGAGGUUGCUGAUGCUGCGGAGCUUAAUGAUCUGUUGGACGAGGCUGCCUACAACGCGACCAUCGACCACUAG